UGCGAUACAGCCACACCGCUUCAUGCCGAAGUCAAACGGUCAAAUGCUGACGCUUCGACUGCGAGUAGUCCCGCAAAGUGAGCUAACCAACUUGGCCCCACGAUGAAUCGUAGGCUGACGUGUUACAGUGUGGAGAAGGACCAAGGUAUGCACUAGCUCCUGAGCGUUAGAGUCUAUCCGGGGUGCCUAAUGACCAUCUGCUGGUAGGCGCGACGGACCUAACUCUUCAGUAGGUCUACCGUUUCGUGGGUGUUCCGAUCGCAUUCACUCAUUCACUUGCAGCGCUCCUAUGCUCCCUACCAAAGAUGGGGACUCUUCGCAGGCACCCGCUACGUUCGCGCUGCAGGAAGAUCUCCACCCCGAGAACGACUUCCGCCUCUUCGCACUAAUCGUGGCUAUUGAUAACUAUAAGAAUGACGCCAUCUUCAAUCUGUCUGGAUGCGUCAACGAUGGCAACGACUUCAGAGCUUUCCUCACCGAUACGCUCCAUGUCCUGCCACAUCGAAUCCUCUCCUUGUCGAACGAAAACGCAACACGCGAUGCGAUCAUCGGGGCGUUCGUUGGUCACUUCAUCCAGAACCCCGCCAUUCGCAACGGAGAUGCGAUGGUCUUUUUCUAUGCUGGCCACGGUGCUCGCGUCGAGGCUCCCGCCGACUGGCUUGCGGAUGGUGACAAGAUCGAAACGAUCGUCGCUCACGACGAGGGACCAAGUGAUGCCGAAGGCGAGGUCAUUUAUGGGAUUCCGGACCGCACAUUCGACGGGCUGAUGCGCCAGCUCGCCCAUGAGAAGGGAGACAACAUUACCGCGAUCUUCGACUCGUGCCAUUCUGGUGGCAUGGCGCGGGCUGCCCUAGACAUGGUGGCUCGUGCAGUUCCUCCCCACGUCUCGCCAUCUCCGGUUCCUUCGACACUAGACCAGGACAUCUGGAGAUGGGGGCUAUCAACACGUUCUGCGGCCACGGUGGUGCCGACAGGCUUCCUCUACAAAGCUAUGCAAUCCCACGUGCUCAUGGCCGCGUGUCGUCCGGACGAGCAGGCUCUCGAGGCCGCGAGGGUUCCUGAGCCGCGCGGUGCUUUCACCGUUCAACUCCUCAAGUUACUGCGCUCCCACAAUCUCGCUGAGUUGACAUAUGCACGCCUCAUAGAGCUGGUGCAGCUACGGCACCAGCAUCCACAAUGCGAAGGGAUCAACAAAAACAGGAUCAUCUUCGAUGCAACCAAGCUUGUCGACCGGGCGCACUCGUUCCGCGUGACGACAAGCGCCACAUCGUUGCUCGUAGAGGCGGGGAGUAUUCACGGCAUCGUUGAGGGUACCGAGUUCACCGCGGAGCCCAGCUCUGGCGUGCCGCUUGACUUCGCCCAGAAUGCCGUUUUCCUUGCGACACGCGUCGACGCUCUGCAGUCCGCUCUCACAUGUGAAUCCUCAGUUCCGUUCCCUGAAACACUACGCGAUUUCCGAGUUGUCGUGUCCAAGUGGAACUCGUCGACGAUGAAGACCCGAUUGCAUUACUCUGCGGGCAGCCACUGCUCCGUUGUCGGACCCAACGACUACAGUGAUGUGACCGUGCAUCUGGGUACUGCGAAUGGCUGGCAACUCGAACGCCGUGACCCGCUCGUGGCCAGACACGCCAGCCGUGUGCUCACCAUCCCUCGUGGGGAUGUCUCGGAGAUAUUGGAUGCCGUCGCCCGCUUCAACUUCAACCUGUACAGACAUAACUUGAAAGCGCCUCUCAGAAACGACCUCGCCGUAGAGCUUCACCAAUUGGAGGUGAUCCCAGGAACCAGUCUUAGGCCCACAUUGCGCCCCAUGGGCGACGACUACUUCGACUCGGCACCGGAGCCAGUGUUGUGUGCGGAAGGUUCGUCUUUUGACGUGGGACCCGUGCAGGAGGCCAUUAUCACGGACAUGGAGCCCUAUUACGGGCUCACUCUGGUCAAUAAGUCAAAUCACGAUCUCUUUCCGUAUGUGUUCUACUUCGAUCCAAAUGAGUACAGUGUCCAGUCUUGGUACCUGCCACCUUCGCCGAACAUGGCGCCGCCUCUCCCCAAGGAGGGUAGGCUCCCCAUUGGCUACGGUAGCAGUGGAACCGAUAGCUUACGGUUUUCCCUACCGUCGGGGGCCAAGGUUGAUUCUGGCUUUCUGAAAGUCUUCGUGUCGUCAGCGUGGGUGGACAUGCGGAGCGUCCAACAAGCAUCGAUAUUCGACAAGGGUCCACGAAGUUCGCAGAAUCGGAAGGAUACAUCAUUCACGGAUCUGUGGGACGAAUCGAUCAGUGUUCUCACCUGCAAAGCAUCAUAUGGAUAAUCUACUUAUGUCAACUGUGUCUUCUACUCUAUUUAAUUCGUGUUAUCCAGGCAUUCAGCAAGCUAGCUUAUGUAUAUGGCUUAAAACCGAGCUCUGACUUCGCGAUUGUACAUGGAUA
This is a messenger RNA of Rhodofomes roseus, 2423 nucleotides long. Its product is annotated as caspase domain-containing protein. Gene Ontology annotation, biological process: proteolysis. Bases 290 to 2305 code for a protein of 671 amino acids. The record is from RefSeq and is a predicted model, not a curated record. Gene Ontology annotation, molecular function: cysteine-type endopeptidase activity. The transcript is spliced from 4 exons. Lineage: Eukaryota; Fungi; Basidiomycota; Agaricomycetes; Polyporales; Fomitopsidaceae.